This is a messenger RNA of Penicillium atrosanguineum, 1056 nucleotides long. RefSeq names its product Zn(II)2Cys6 transcription factor domain-containing protein. The record is from RefSeq and is a predicted model, not a curated record. Gene Ontology annotation, molecular function: zinc ion binding; DNA-binding transcription factor activity, RNA polymerase II-specific. Lineage: Eukaryota; Fungi; Ascomycota; Eurotiomycetes; Eurotiales; Aspergillaceae. The coding region runs from base 1 to 1056 and encodes 351 amino acids. Gene Ontology annotation, biological process: regulation of DNA-templated transcription. The transcript is spliced from 3 exons.
AUGUCGUGGCAACCUAAGCUUCGCCCCAAGGGCUAUUCUCAUACGAUUGAUGACUUUGCUGUGGCUUCAUUAUCAGAGUUGGAGCAUCGCCCGCGGACGGGCGAGGAUAAACGAGACCAACGCGUGUUUCGGGUCAAGCGCAAGCAUGUCCUGAAAGCGUGUGACCGGUGCCGCGUUAAGAAGACAAAGUGUGAUGGGAAACAACCCUGUAACCGCUGCUCAGUAUACAAUCACCCAUGCCUUUUUCGCGAGAGAAAGGCUACGCAGACCAAGGUGUACUCCCGAGGAUUUGUUGAGAUGCUUGAAUCGCACCACUCGCUAGUAGUCAAAGCCUUGCAGAAAGUAUACGGACUCUGUGUCAACAAAGAAGGCUUCCCGGGCGAAACGCUAGCGGAAGCACCGGACGGCCACCCUCUGACACAUGCCAUUCUUGACCGACUAGGGCUGAUCAAGCAAGCCGAGGAGAACGCAGACGAGCCCGACGAAGACUCCGAGGAUCUGAGAUACCUCCGGUUACUGUCCACGUCCACCGAAUGUAGCGCCACAGCAGACCCAUCCCCUGAGCCUGCUACGCCUCCAGAGCCGUCUCUAAUGACGAUGUCCCGACCAUCCGUCUGCAACCCAAUGUCAACUCCUAUGACCGCGCGCAGUGACUCUAGCUGGCAGUGGGAUAUGCAGUCUGUUCAGCAGGCCCCAUAUAACUAUGCAGAUGCUGGAUACCAAGAGAUAAUCGCCAUGCCACGAUCCUCUAUCAGUGCCCCGGAUCUAGCAUCGAAUGAGAACUCGCCCCAUGUUGACGUGACUACUAAAUCCGCUGUCUCCCACGGACAACCACAUAAUCAGUCGUUCGCCUAUUUCCUUGACGGAAGUUGCAACGCGCAAGAUCAUCAAGAAUCCAAGUCUGCCGUUCGAAUGCACACUGGUAUCAUGCUGGAGACACAUAGUCAUCCUAUAAGCAAUAUGUCUAAUGACAUCCUUGGCGACUUCCAAUUUCAACCCCAAGAGUCCCCCUUCUACCCUGGCUUCACUCCAGGCUGGAACUUCCCCUCGGGAUAG